Molecule: messenger RNA, 4637 nt
Organism: Cinara cedri
Lineage: Eukaryota; Metazoa; Arthropoda; Insecta; Hemiptera; Aphididae
Source: the annotation of a GenBank genome assembly
ACGUCGGUCGACUGUAAACGAUAGUGCACUGCAAUCAUUCCGUUGGCGGACACAUUCGAGACAACGCCACAGCUACGGUCGGCAGCCCGAUAACAGUGAUCAGCGUUAUAAGCGGCACUUGCAACUUUGACGUCACGUGCCGCUAACAUGGCCCGCAACCGCAAUCUCUCUAUUAGCAGGCCCGUUAGCCUGUUCGUCAAGUACUCUGUCGUAUUUGCCAUUUUCGGACUGCUCGCCAAUACCGCGUGCCCGGCCACCUUCGCCGCCGCUGUCACUGCGACCGGCUCCAGAUCCAAGAGACAAUUGCCGCCGCUAGAACAGGGAAACCAAGUGAUCGACGACAUAUUUCAGGUAAUAAGGAUAGGCAAGGUACACAGGCUAGCAUAUAUUUAUUAUAUGCACGCGUAUGUGUGCAUAUCGGGUCUGUGUUAUUUACAUUCGAAACAGUGUUCUUUAGUGGUAAUAUAAGGGAAGGAUCGAAACUAAAGAGGAAGCUAUCCCAAACUUACUUGAGUAGGUCAAAUGGACUGUUUUUGAUCCGGCCAAUUAGACUUGCCCGCCUCCUAACAUUGAUUUCUCUACGUCUCUGUUGUAUCCCUGUUCCAAGGAACUGCUAUUUGACUCGAGCUCGAAUUUUAACCCAAUUAUGUAUUUAAAUGUUUAUUAGUUAUUUUCUAAUCUCGUCGAAAACGAGGAGCAGAGGCCACGGCCUUAGCUGCAAGAUUUUCCGCCCCUUGUAAUAUCUUCUGUCAAAGUAUUUAUCACAUUUUUUUUUUUAAAUUGACAUUAAAAAUUAGUGAUCUUAUCAAUUAUAAUAUAUAUUUAUAUUAACUGCAUAUUUUUGCAGAUAGAGUAGGUUUCGUAUUGUCUAUCAACUAAUGUAAUAACGGUUUAAUAUAUAUGUUAAGGGCAAAGUAAGAAGUCGGGUGUUGUGUACAACGCUUAAUUUUCGAAGGCAUAAUUGGAACAGGUUUACAUUGUCUGGGCAUUGUGGAUUAUAAAUUUAAAAUAUAAAAAAUAAAAUAAAACAUUUUACUAGGUACUUUAAUAAACAUAAAACUUGCAAUAGACUACUCAAAUAAUUGAUGUCUAUUAAUAGUUUAAAAACUAUUAUCCAUUGAAUUAUUUAAUUAUUAAUAAAAUUUAAUGUAAUUUCAUAGUAUUAUAUUAUUUUUUAUUUAUUAUAACAUACAUUAAAAUAUUGAAUUAAAUUAAUAAUAAUAAAAAUUAGACAUUUAUUCCUAAACUAAAUAGGUAUUUCGUGAUUCAUGAUAUUAAACGAUUAAAAUGGGUAAGUAGGUAUAGGUAAUUGUUACCAUUAAUGUUACCAAAUUGUUACACAUAAAUUUCAUUCGAUGAAAAUGUGCCCACUUAUUUUCGGGCAUUAUACGAGAGUAGGCAAAAUUGGAGUAUUAAACAAAUUGCACAAAUUUUUCGGGCAUUGUAGCACAAUGCCCGGAUUUUCUACUUUGUCUGUUACAUAUAUACUUCCAUAACAUUGCGUGAGAAUUAAUUUCAAAUAUAAUACCUCCUCUCAAAGCCAUAGCUGGGAAAACAAUUUGGGAGUACAGACUCCUAGACCCCCUUCCUCAUCCAUGACGUUGUCACUCCUGCCAAGAGUCGCUUCACACCUAAACUCUGAGGAUGAGUACAAGGACAAAAAUAUCCUUAUUCGACAAUCAGUUAUUUUAUUUUUUGACCUACUUCCCAUAUAAUGUGCCAGCCGCCAAUCAACCGUCGACGCGGACGCCGAUCAAUACUCUAACUCAUGUCCCCAUAAUAUAUUAUGCUACCGUUGCCAUAACGAUUGAAACUCGAUAAAAUCCGAUGUUUCACGUUACGACUAUCGGGUAACUAUCGGGACUAUCGAUAAUCCAACAUUAAGAUAAUAAUAUUUUCAACUCAUGUAAAUCCAUUGCCUAUAAUAAUGGCUAGCCGCCUACAGCAGCGGCGCAUUAGAAAAUAAAAUAAUAUUUGUUAUAAUCAUAUUAUGAUAAUAUUAUAUUUGUUUAUUGAGUAUUUAUAUUUAUAUUAUGUGCAACGUCUUUUCGAUUUAAAUUGUAUUAGAAUUAAUUUUAAGGACGCCGUGUAACGUCCGAUUUAAGGCGUCAGGUGUAGGCAAUUUCAACUGUAUUUCAAACAGCCGCCCAUUGCUCCAGUUUUAAGUGAUAAAAUAAUGUAAUGUUAGAUUAUUCUGAAAGUGAUUAUUCCUUACAGAAUAAUUUAUGUGCGUUUUUCAUUCAGUAUUUCAGUAUCAGGCUAAGUUCGACCGAUGGGCAUAACAGUAGUUAAUGUGCUUUAACAGUGGCAUACGUUUUUGUUUUAUAAUACGAACUUAAUCAUAUUUAAAGAACAGUAAACCUUGACUGUUUGUGUAUUUCUCGUAUACUUACAAAGAGAAAAAUAUUCGUAUUUCACUUUCAGUUUAUUUUUUUUUUCUGUCCCCAUAUAAAGAACCUGUCGUCUGUUAACGCAAAUGCUGAUCAAUACCUUCGCUCAUCCCCCCUCUCUAUUAUAUACGCUGUCGCUGCCAUAGCGAUUGAAACUCGAACAAACCCGAUGCUGCGCGCUCCGACUAUCGGGUAAACUUAGUUCCGAAACGGCAAUCCAACACAAAGAUAUAAAUAUUUUCAACUCAUGGUUUAAUCACCAAUUUUUUACAAUAGUGGUUAGUAGCCUAUAACAACAUUUUUAUAUUCUCCUUUAUCCUCUCUUUAUAUUCUUCUCCUACGCCUUUAUCUCAACUAUUUUUAUUCAAUCACCUCUCCCCUCCUCCUAAACUUCCACUAUCCGAUCCACCACAUCGUCCUUAUAUACAACCGCCGUCCUUAUAUCAUUCUUUUAUUAUUUCUAUUAUUAUUUUUUUUUUAUUAUUGCAUACGAAAAACGAUUCUGAGUCUAGUUCGAUUAAUAAAAAGCAAGAAAAAUUUUAAAAUAAAGUGAAAUAUUCCAUGUCCAUGACUCUAAAUUUAAAUUAUAAAAAGUUUUUCAUGCGUAAUACUAUUUCGUGUGAAACUAUCCUGAAAUAUUUUAAAAUUUAAGUUUCUUAUUUUUUCAUAAUCCUUUUUUAAUUUUAUCGAUUACAGUGCUAUAAUAUAGUAUGGACGCAAAAAAUAAACCACUUGAUAUAUAAUUUCAAAUAUUAUAUUAAUUAUAUAAAAGAAUUGUUCUUAUAUAAGUAAUAUUUAAAGUUUAUCGAGAAUAAAAGUCAAAUUCAACUUUUUCUCUUCGUCUUUUAAAAAAAACUGAAUAAAUAAAUAGAAGAUUAUUGAAAUAAGAUAGUUUUUACUUUAAUAUAUUUUUUUAUAAUAAAAAAACAAAUUGCCUAUUUUAAUUUUCUUUGCCGUUUCCAUGUUUAUAACACUCACACUAAAUGCAGUUUUGCGCAACCACACACCGAAAUAAUGUGUAAACUAGAUUGCCUAAAUCUUACUCCUUAAUAAGCGGCCAAAUGUCUGAUUAAUAUUAAAAAUAAAAAUGGAAUUUGCAGAAAUUAGAAUUUUAAGACGGAUGAAACAGUCGAGAAGAUAAAUGAUAUAAGUGUAUAAAUAGAAAACGAAGACGAUGUAGGUCAAGGUUUAUAGAGAUUAUUAAUGGGAAGUAUAAUGAGAGAAUUCAUGAAAAUGAAGAUGGUAGGGUGGAGAAAAGGAAAAAGUGUAACUGAUCAAAUCCAUAUACGUAUAGAAGAAAAUAUUACUUUCUAUCGAUUUUUUUUAAACAGUUUUCACCACGAGUGAUGGAAUAUCCAAGGUUGAUUUCGAGUCUAGAGUUUCACUUCAGUGAUGAUCCUUAAAAAGUCAUAGAUUCUGUGUAGAUUAUUAUUCAUAUGGCAUGGUUACACUAUAUGUUAUUAAUAUUAAGAUAAUAGAAAAAAAGAAUUUAAAAAUAUAGCAACAAUAUGCCAGCGCACCCUCAAUCAAUUCUAGCUAUCAAUUAUUUGCUAUACAACAUAAUAAGAAUAUCACUAAUGCACCAUUAACUUUGACUAACAAUAAUUUAUUACUUCAUUUUAUGUCGAAAUUCACUAAACUGAUAAUGACUUUUAGCUUUAUCUCGAUUUCUAAGAUUGGCCGAUAGUUAAAUUAUGAAAUUAUUAAGAACAAAGUAUUUUAAGUGGGAAAUUCACUUUAGAGGCCUCUUGUCAAUCAAAACAAAAUUAUUUUGUACACUAUAGACAAUGCAAUGAAAAACAAAAUAGUCAAAUCAUCGUUUGAGCAAGAAGCUGACGUUAUAAUACAAUAAUAAUAAUAAUAAUAAUAUGUUCAUAGAUCCCGAUCAGCACCCUGAACGCCGUCGGAUCGUUGAUCAAGAGCACCCGGCCGUUGGUUCGUAGGACUCGCGAACGCAUCCAACAGUACUACAACGGUGCCCAACAGCAGCCUUUACAAUUCCAACAGCAGCAGCAACAGUCUCUCUAUUCGUAUAGUAAUAGUAAGCCCAGGCCGGUACAGCAGUAUUCUCCGACCACUUCACAGAACUCAUACUUUUACGGCAACAGCAACAGAUGGAAGCAACGACGAGAGGAUCCACUGCCCCAAGGUCGGAAACACAGCCACGUAUCAGAUGACUAUUAAAACAUUUAAAACCAUGGCCGUAGUAUUAUUAUAGGUAUUGGUAUCGUAGUAUAGUAAGAAAUU